Molecule: messenger RNA, 1349 nt
Organism: Aspergillus sclerotioniger CBS 115572
Lineage: Eukaryota; Fungi; Ascomycota; Eurotiomycetes; Eurotiales; Aspergillaceae
Product: glycoside hydrolase family 28 protein
Exons: 1
Coding region: 125-1213 (362 amino acids)
Biological process (GO): pectin catabolic process
Cellular component (GO): extracellular region
Molecular function (GO): polygalacturonase activity
Source: RefSeq, a predicted model, not a curated record
AAGAUAUCCCCAGGCCAAAAGUAUAAGAACCACCCCAUCCCGACCCCAUCAUCCAUCCCAUCAUCACAUUCAUUUCAUCUUCAACCCAACCUUCCAUUCUUUACCUCUUUCCUUCAUCUCAACAAUGCACUCCUUUUCUUCCCUCCUCGCCUACGGCCUGGCUGCCGGGGCCACCCUAACCGCCGCCUCCCCCAUUGAAGCCCGCGGCACCUGCACCUUCACCUCCGCCGCGGCCGCCAAGUCCGGCAAGACCGGCUGCUCGACCAUCGUCCUCGACAACAUCGAAGUCCCCGCCGGAACCACCCUGGACCUGACGGGCCUGAACAGCGGCACCAAGGUCAUCUUCGAAGGCACCACCACCUUCGGCUACGAGGAAUGGGCCGGUCCCCUGAUCUCCAUGAGUGGAAACGACAUCACCGUCACCGGUGCCUCGGGCCACCUGAUCAACUGCGACGGUGCUCGCUGGUGGGACGGAAAGGGCGAGAACGGCAAGAAGAAGCCCAAGUUCUUCUACGCCCACAAGCUCGAUGACUCCUCUAUCACUGGUCUCAACGUCAAGAACACCCCUCUUAUGGCUUUCAGUGUCGAGGCCAACGGUAUCACCUUCACUGAUAUCACUAUCAACAACGCCGACGGCGAUACCCAGGGUGGUCACAACACCGACGGGUUUGAUGUCGGUAACUCCGUCGGCGUCAACAUCAUCAACCCCACCGUCCACAACCAGGACGAUUGUCUGGCUAUUAACUCCGGUGAGAACAUCUGGUUCACCGGGGGUACUUGUAUCGGUGGACACGGGCUGUCGAUUGGUUCCGUUGGUGGUCGUUCCGAUAACAUCGUCAAGAACGUCACUAUUGAGCACUCCACCGUUAGCGACUCCGAGAAUGGUGUCCGGAUUAAGACCAUCGCCGGUGACACUGGAUCCGUGUCCGAGGUUACUUUCUCGAACAUUCAGCUGUCGACUAUCUCCGAUUACGGUGUUGUUAUUCAGCAGGAUUACGAGGACGGAAAGCCCACUGGAAAGCCUACCAACGGUAUCAAGAUCACCGAUAUCAAGCUCGAGGGUGUCACCGGUAGUGUGGAUAGCAAGGCCACGGAGAUUUACCUUCUUUGUGGCUCCGGUAGCUGCACGGACUGGACUUGGGAUGAUGUUAAGAUCACUGGUGGUAAGAAGUCUUCUGCUUGCAAGAACUAUCCUUCCGUGGCUUCUUGCUAGAUUACUUCUAUCCCAGUGCUGCGCUUGUCGCGGUCUUAACUGAUUGACUUGUUGGACCUUUGGUCUAGUUGUAUUAUAUUCAUCCUUGGUCUUAGUUGGUUUUAGUCUUAGUCUUAGCUUUAAUCGUAUACAGUUG